UACAUCGUACUACUACUACUACUACUCCUACUAAGCAGUACUAUGUCCUUAUGCCAUCUACCCAAUCAUCCUCUCCCCAUGACCUGAUCUUCAUCAGCCAGGAAUCCCUCCAAGGCCGGAAGCAGGCGCGUUCACACCUCGCCCGCGCUGGCAUUCGAGCGAGGAUCCGGAGACAGAACCACCAGAUCGAGGAAAGUGGAAGUCACCGAACCACUCAGAGACGGAGUCCAUCUCCACCGAACCUGCCGGGAGGUUCGGGGUCCGCUUCCAAACCCCCCAACCCCCCCGACCCCAAACUCCCGGCGCAGAUCACGCCGUCCGGCUACUCGCUGGUCGAGUACCUAAUAUCCACUCACUUCUAUCGGGACCUCGCCAGCACCUGGGGCGUUAGCCCGGCCAUCUGUCCCGGUCCCACGCAUCUCACCCAUUGUUUGUCACGGGCGUCUCCCGUACUGGAUGCCAUCUUCCGGGCCAGCGUCGCUUUUCACUGCAUUGAUCUCAAGAUCUGGACCACCCAGGAUCAAAGGGGGAAUCUCCAGGUCGCGGCGCUGACCUACCGUGGAAAGGCUAUUGCCUCAGCACGGAAGGAACUCCUGGACUGGAUCCAGUGCGGUCCAACAGACCAUGAGGGCACCGGUCACGUGUUAACCCGCGAGGACAAUGCAGUGGAUUGGGAAGCCAGCUUCAGCAUUGUCCUGCGGCUUCUGCAGCUGGACUACCGUUUUGCCCGCAGUAGCGUUAAAUCCCAUUUUGCAGCCUGUCGUCGACUCCUCCGCGGCUCGUUGAGCGAUCUCCGGGAUGAUCGUAGAUCCAUUGGCACGCUUGCUGCAACCAUUCGGAAUCCCAGCUUGCAUCACAUCAUGAUCGCUUUUGAGUUCGCUCAGUCCACGGACGAGAGCCUUAUCUGGAGCGAUCGUGACCUGGAUUUUCUCCAGCCGUGUUUGCAGGGAUUUGUUCAUCGGGUGUCUCAACUGAUCGCGGCCAGUGGUCAUUCUGACCCGCAAACGUCUCCCCGGCUCCCGCCGUCGACCAUCUUGUGGCGAUGCCUGGCCAAGGAACCGGGAACCGUCGCCUCGAACAUAUAUGGCGAUGUAUCCGAGGCCAGUGUCCAGUUGGGGAGUAUUAUGGUCCUCUGCUCGGUCUUUCUGGACUACGAGGGGAGUUGUGACAACCCGCCCUCUAUCCCACAACAGUGUGUCGACGAGCUCGAAAACGCGCUGUUCUCUCUAGGAGAAAGCGAAGCAGUGUCCAGCGCUCUCAACGUCUCAUGGCUGUUAGGGGGGGGAUUGGGAUUACCCAUCCAUCGCCGGCGCGAGCGACUCUGGUUAGUUUCAGGGUUUGUAUACGCUUUGAAAAGACGUGGGUGUUUUAGUGACUCAACCUCGGAGAUCGACUUGAACGCCGACUCUGUAAAAGAGAUUUGCUUGGAUUUCCUGCGCAAUAGGACGGAGACAGGGUGAUGAGCUAUUUUAUGUGCCAUGUUCUUGUGGACUAAACCCUAGUCCUUGAACCCUGGCGCAUCCCGGGCGAUCUCAAUUUUUAUCCCGAUUAGGAAAUUUCCUAAUCGG
Molecule: messenger RNA, 1568 nt
Organism: Aspergillus candidus
Lineage: Eukaryota; Fungi; Ascomycota; Eurotiomycetes; Eurotiales; Aspergillaceae
Exons: 1
Coding region: 51-1460 (469 amino acids)
Source: RefSeq, a predicted model, not a curated record